CCAUUUCUAAUCAGUAACAACAACAAGCAGCGUCGUCGCGCCAGCUGAUUGAAGUUUGUUUAUCAACCAUCGUCGCGUCGAAACUCUACGAUUUCGCGAGUUUUCGCACCGUAAAAGUAGUGAAAUCCAUCACCACAUCCGCCACGAAUAAUGACGACCCAACCGGUCACAACCAAACUCCAGCCACACACCAUCACAUCCCGCAAAAACCUCAAACCCGUCGAAACCACACUACGCUUCAAGAAAGCCGACGUCCGCCAAUGUCGGCUGUGCUUGCGUGUGCUGCCGCGCGUCGACGUCCGUCUAACCGUCGAAAACGAUGCGUACGACUUCCGGAGCAAAAUCCUCGAAGCCGUUGGUGUGAAAAUCACGGACCAGGACAAACUACAAGGCGUUUGCUGCAGCUGCCUGUGGUUGGUGGACAUGGUUAACAACUUCCGGGAAGCGUGCCGCAAGGCGGACACCAUCCACCGGAAGCGACUGCUAAUUAUGCACCCCGGCAGCUGGACUGCCGAAGACAGUAAGAAAACCCUCGAAGAUUGCCACAACAUGGUGAAACGGAAUCGGUCCCAGAUGGAUGCCUUGUACGGGUGCUUCGAGCGCAAGGAGGAAGAAGCGCAACAGCAGACCAGUCGGCAACCGAUUAAGAUAGAAGAAGUCGACCUGCCUCCUCCACCAUUAGUCUCAGAACCCCCGACUUUGCCCGAGAACGAUCCCAUUCAAGAUCACAUAGCAGCGGAUGACGCCAAGCCAAAACCCUCUUCUCCCGAGCCCCCCUCCAGUUUCGCCACCGUCAGGAAAACGGUCAUGUGUGAUAUCUGCGGAGAGUUCCAAGAACGCUCCCUACUGGAGGGCCACCGGAACAGACAUCUGGGCGUUCGUCCUUACCCGUGUACCGGCGAAGGCUGUGGAAAAAUAUUUUCCUGCAGAAACGCGCUAUCGCGGCAUUUCACUGCGCAACAUUCCGUUGUGAUGCCGAAGCUCGAGUGCCAAAUCUGCCACUGUAAGUUGAAAGGGCACAAACAACUUCAAUUGCACAUGACGAUUCAUGGCGGUGAUAACCCGCGCAAGUCGGCCUGCCGAAUCUGCGGUAAAAUGUUGUACAAGUGCUAUCUCAAGGAUCAUAUGGCUGUCCAUACGGGGGAGUUGGCCUAUCACUGCGAGGUCUGCGAUCGGUCGUUUGCUGCUAUGAACAACUACAUCACGCAUUUGAAGAAGUUCCAUCCCGAUGUCGAAUACAACCCGAGGAAUAUGCCCCGGCGUGUUGUCGAUGGGAUGAAUUCGGAAUAAAGUUGUUGUGAUAAUCUA
Aedes albopictus (Asian tiger mosquito) is the source of this 1308-nucleotide messenger RNA. RefSeq names its product transcription factor Ouib. The transcript is spliced from 2 exons. Gene Ontology annotation, biological process: regulation of transcription by RNA polymerase II. Gene Ontology annotation, cellular component: nucleus; nucleoplasm. Lineage: Eukaryota; Metazoa; Arthropoda; Insecta; Diptera; Culicidae. Gene Ontology annotation, molecular function: RNA polymerase II cis-regulatory region sequence-specific DNA binding; DNA-binding transcription repressor activity, RNA polymerase II-specific; zinc ion binding. The coding region runs from base 151 to 1290 and encodes 379 amino acids. The record is from RefSeq and is a predicted model, not a curated record.